Verruconis gallopava is the source of this 3556-nucleotide messenger RNA. RefSeq lists its product as uncharacterized. Gene Ontology annotation, biological process: negative regulation of transcription by RNA polymerase II; positive regulation of transcription by RNA polymerase II. The coding region runs from base 216 to 3017 and encodes 933 amino acids. Gene Ontology annotation, molecular function: DNA-binding transcription factor activity, RNA polymerase II-specific; zinc ion binding; RNA polymerase II cis-regulatory region sequence-specific DNA binding. NCBI's taxonomy places the organism in Eukaryota, Fungi, Ascomycota, Dothideomycetes, Venturiales, Sympoventuriaceae. The transcript is spliced from 2 exons. The record is from RefSeq and is a predicted model, not a curated record.
CAUUGUUGUAGUUCCAGGCCUGCUCGUCUUCUGCAGUCUCCGUGUCCUCCAUUUUUGCGCUCCGGCUCCAGAGCGGCAGAUCCAGCGACAGCGAGGGGCCUAAAACAAAAAGCACUGCGCAUCUCUGCGCUCAUCGCCAGCCUCGAGAGACGCAGUUCCUCGCCUGCAUUAUUUCUGUCUCAGCCAACCCCAGACUGUCCCGCUGCUCCGCAGACAUGGCAGCGCACAUUGACGAGCGUGGGGGCACGACGCAUGCUCAAGCUUCGACAUUUGAUGAUCUGGAUGUCGCAGGCAAUGGGGCUCACUCAGACUCGCAUGUCCUACACUCACCAGCCGACCGUCUGAACAACCGUUCGUCUUCCCACCACACCAAGACGCCUUACUCGACCGCUUCUUCGACGGCACAGUCGUUGACCUCUACCACCACAACCGACGGCACCCUGGAUCUUUCUCCGGCAGACGAAGCAGUGCGCAAAGGCGUGCUGCGCCAGUCGUAUUUCCCCGCGUGGAAAAACGACUCUGGGGGCGUCGAGGAGACCCCGGAAGACAUGCAAAAGAAGGAUCCGCUGGCAACACAAGUAUGGAAGCUGUAUAGCAAGGCAAAGUCGCAGUUGCCAAACGCGGAGCGUAUGCAGAAUCUGACCUGGAGGAUGAUGUCGAUGAACUUACGCAAACUAGAGCUUGAGCGCGAGAGCCAAAAUCGGUGGGUUCCUGCAAAACCUGCGGGAUUCAAACCCGGCUUUGAAGGAGACAUGGAAUCUUGUUUGCUAACCACAGGACACCGCAGAGCGAAGUCACAGCCAAGGGCAGCUGUUUCCACUGCUCCGAGCGGCAUUGCGCAACUGCGUAAAGCAUCGGACAACCAGGAGAACAACGACAACAACACUCUCGCACCUCCAGCGCCGAGUAUAGCUGGUGCGCACGACGCGAUGAAUUUGGACGAUUUCAUUCUGCCCACGUCGAUUGGCACUCCAGCUGGGCUUUCGCCUUCGCCGUCAGGUGAGAAAAUGGCCAGUUCCGCCGUUGGUGGCGGUGUGGGCAUUCCAAUUCGAAAACACAGCAAUGUAAACGACCAAGAACUUCACAUUUCAAGAGCCUCAAUGCCCGUGAGCCAACAUAUUUCGGGUCGCGAAAACGAAUUUGGGUACGUGCAGAGGCACGUACGCAAAACCAGCAUAGACGAACGAAGGCCACCUAAAAGACGAGCCGAUGCCUCUCCUCAAGUUCAGCCCGUAAAUGGCAUUAUGAUGCCAAAUGGUUCCGCUCAAAACACGGAAAUUAAUUCUUACAACCUCGAGCACGCUCCGUCCUCGUUCCAAUCGGGCUCAGGGCACCAAGCUCAGGUCCCUUUCAGCCUGGACACUUUUAACAUAGAUAACGACCCGAUAAUAAGCUCUGCUGGUCCCUUCCAGCAGGGCUUCUCCUUCUCGCCUGCAACAUCACCUCACGUCAAUUAUGGGAAUCAGUCAAGCAUGUUCAACCAAGGAUCAAUGGCGUCGUCACUGAACUCGGCGGAUUACUACAGCCCUCCAGGCUCUACAUUCCACUCCGCCGUCUCUACCCCUCAGCCGCUGGCAGAUGGUGAACAUGUCUACUUCGACCGCAAUAGCUCAAGGUCAGUGCAUCCAUUUGGGCAGCCAUCUCAGCUGUCCACGUCCAUGCAGACGCAGUAUAUCUUCAAUCCGAACAGCGACCAGCUUUUCAGCGCUGUGACGUCUUCGAGCUCGAUGUCUCAGUUUGCCCCCUCUAGCUUCGAUGGCUCUGGCCAUGUGAAUCCUUCUCAGGUACUGCACCAUGAUUUCACUUCCGGUCAGAUCCAAGGAUCCGGUUCGCAACGAGGCGACGGAAUCUUUCAAUUUGGUGGCGACUCCGACGAGAAUGACGAUGACGAUGGAGGUGCUUUCGCUGAGCGAAUUCCUUCGGUGCCGGAGUAUACUGGCAUAGAAGAGUCCGGUCUUGACUUUAGCAACGGCUUCCAGUGGGAAACGAACCUUUCUAACCGCUUUGAUCCGAACUCUGCACGUUACCCAGCCGGCCCGCCUCGAAAAACGGUCACAAUCGGGCCAACGGAGAUGAUGGGUUCAAACCAGGAGUGGGGUUUGAGCAGCAGCCUUGGUCGUACGCAUGGUUCAGCAGCCUCCGUCAGCGAGCUGCGCAACCGUAGCAAUGAUCCUAGAAGGCAGAAAAUCCCCAGAACUGUCUCUUCCCCGAACACCUCUGGCCUCUUACAGGGACAAGGUUUCCUCCCUCAGUCUUCGCCGAAUUCUCCGCCAGAAUCCGGCUUCAACUCGGCAGCGCCAUCACGACCUGUGAGCCCCGGUGGUACCAAAGACGGCGGUCAGCCAACGACGUGUACCAACUGUUUCACCCAGACGACUCCGCUCUGGCGACGCAAUCCAGAGGGUCACCCGCUAUGCAAUGCAUGUGGUCUUUUCCUCAAGCUGCACGGCGUCGUACGACCUCUUUCGCUGAAAACUGACGUCAUCAAAAAGCGAAACCGAGGCAGUGGAAAUGCCGUUUCGACAGUUGGAUCAACACGAUCAUCGAAGAAGUCGUCACGAAAGAACUCGAUUGCUCAGACUUCUCCUGCUGCAACCACUCCUGGGUCAGUGAAAGGUCCGAACGAGUCCGAGUCGCCCAAGUCUACAGCCGGCUCCGUGAACAGCACAGGGACGGGAUCGGCCAGCGGGGGUCUGGCAAGCUCCGCUGCUGGUAAAGGUGGAGUGGUACCAAUAGCUCCGGGACCACCGAAACCCCCAAUAGCCACCAAUUCGCAAACGCCAAGAAACGUUGCUGUUGCCCCAAAGAGGACGAGAGGUGCCAGUAAGAGUAGUAACUCGCAGGAGGUUGACAUGGGAGAUGCGGACGACGCAACCGGCAACUCGCCGCAGAGAGUCCCUCCGUCACGAUCAGGAACACUUGGCACCACUGGGUCGACCAUAUUCCCCGGCGCUUUGGGCCAGGGUAUCUCUCAGUCGGGACCUCAAGAGUGGGAAUGGUUGACGAUGAGUCUGUGAUAAAUUGUGGACACCGGAGUUGACAGCUCCGCGAGUCCGUUCGUUACAUGCUUUCGACUUUGGCGUUCCCAAGUAUGAAAUCCGCGGGCGCUCUAUCUUUCCUAACCGCAAACGACGAUCUCACGCAUUUUAUGAUUUUGGUGUCGGCCUCAAACAAAUUAUACAACAUAAGUUGCUUCACGCUUAGCAACGCGGAGAUACCCAAUACACAUCUAGAUACCCUUUUCAACUUUGCAGGACUUCGUACCGGUCGUGGCCAAUCUUUCUCUGCAUCUGCUUUGCUCAUCAUGUGCGGCCUGGUGCUUUUGGGCAGCUCCAGUCCCGACACGCAAACCAGUACACAUGCAGAGAACGUUGACGCAGUGGAGGCAGAGCGCGCUGCGUGGCUAAUGGCAGGAGACGAAUCCGAACGAGCGAAUGGGCGACGGAUGGAGGAGGCAGGCGCUCCAUCUAUGCCUGAUGGCACACACACACACACACACACACACUCUCUCUCUCUCUCUCUCUCUCUCUCUCUCUCUCUCUCUCUCUCUCUCUCU